Messenger RNA from Chara braunii, 2073 nucleotides. The record is from the annotation of a GenBank genome assembly. Lineage: Eukaryota; Viridiplantae; Streptophyta; Charophyceae; Charales; Characeae.
CGCUGCGAUACAGAUGGUGAAGCGAUUGGACUCGAAGGCAAACUGGCUGUUGUCCGCAUUAUGCCUGACUGUGGGAUUAUGGAUAUUGCAACAACAAUUGACAACCAUUUUUUCGGGACGCGCGCACUGUUUGGCGGAAAGGAGAUGGUAUGAAGAGCAUGAAAUGUAUAAGACACAGUGUGCCAAAGAGUGGCAUAAAAGCAGAGAUCAAGCGCUCACCGACAGACACGCACCUCAACCGAAGGCUGUUGCGCAUCACAACAAACAGGAGAGAGGAAAAGAUGAAGGAAAAGGAGAUGGAAGUGGAGGUGCUGGAAACAACGACGAACUCAGCACUCCAGCAGCAGCAGCAGCAGGAAGAGGAGGAGGAGAAGGACGAGGAGGAGGAGGAGGGUCACCGUGUGGGAACAUGAACAAACUCCUUUACUCACCUGCUACCGAAGGCCAAGCUUCCAUCUGGCCAUUACCCUUAUCGUACAUCAACGGCAGUCGGACCAUACACAUCAGCACAGAUUUGACAUUCCAGGCUAGUAUACCCUCAGAGCUGCUCAACAACGCUUUUCACCGUUAUUAUGACCUUAUUUUCAGCCAUCGACAGAAACACACUACACAUCCUGGACACCGUGUGCAUUCGUCUUUGUCUUCGUCGUCGCCAUCGUCUUUGUCGUCUUACGGCAACAAGGAUCGACAGUUGUGCGCUAUGGAAGAGGUUGGCAAGGGUGACGGUUUGCGGUUAGUGAGCGUUAUUGUCCUGACAUCGUCAGAGAAACUUCAGUUAGAAACCGACGAGUCGUACUUGAUGGAGGUUCCCGAUUCGGAGGAGGGUGAAGUUCUCAUCAUGGCCAACAAUGUGUACGGUGUCCUGAGAGCUCUUGAAACUUUCAGCCAGCUUUGUACUUAUAAUUUCGCUACCAAACGUGUGCAGAUAAAGCAUGCCCCUUGGGUUAUUCGGGACUCUCCGAGGUUCCCGCACCGUGGGUUGCUGAUCGACACAUCGCGGCAUUUUCAACCUCUGGCGACGAUUAAGGGAGUCGUCGAUUCCAUGUCUUACGCGAAGCUCAACGUGCUGCACUGGCAUCUCGUGGACACUGAGUCCUUUCCCCUGGAGGUGCCCAAGUACCCAUCUUUAUGGGAUGGAGCAUUCUCCUCACAAGAGAGGUACACGACGGAAGACGUGGAGGAGAUCGUCGAGUACGCGAGGCAACGAGGCGUUCGUGUCAUGGUAGAAUUGGAUGUCCCCGGCCAUGCGGCGUCUUGGGGUGUCGGCUACGGAGACGUGUGGCCAUCCGUCGACUGUAAACAACCGUUGGAUGUUUCGAACAAGUUCACCACCCAGUUGGUCGAUGGGGUUCUCGAUCAUCUUAGUCGCGUGUUCGAUUACAAGUUGCUCCACUUGGGAGGGGACGAGGUGGACACUACGUGUUGGGACACCACUCCGCGUAUUCGCUCUUGGCUGAAUGCUACCAACAUCACGAGUCAAGCCGCGUACUUGCGGUUUGUCAGACGUGCGCAGCGAUCGGCGUUGACGCACGGAAGGGACCCCGUGAACUGGGAGGAUACGUUCAACACGUUCGGUCGGGAUCUCGACAACCGAACAAUCGUGCAGACUUGGUUGACGGAGGAGGCAGUAGCGAAGGUUGUGGGUGCCGGAUUACGCUGCAUUGCAAGUUAUAGGCGCUUCUGGUACUUGGACGACUUGAAGUUGGAAUGGGAGAAUUUCUACGGAUACGAGCCACUGAAAUCGAUAACGAGGCCUCAAGAGCAAGCGCUGGUGCUUGGCGGGGAGGUUUGCAUGUGGGGCGAGACCGUUGAUCCAUCGGACAUCUUUCAGACCAUCUGGCCCAGAGCUGCGGCAGCUGCUGAAAGGCUUUGGAGCCCUAGGCAUAAAACAGACAGAUAUGUGGAGCAGUACGGAGAGGUAUCAAAGAGGCUGAAGCGUUUCCGCUGCCUCCUCACGCAACGAGGAGUCGCGGCAGCACCAGUAGAAAGUAGGCCACGAUCUCCUCCUCGUGGACCUGGAAGCUGUUUCACACAAUGAAAAAUGGAAUAAGCGAAUGAAGAACAGGCAACAAU